AUGCUACUCCGUGGCAAGUCCAAGGACCGCUCCUCACCGAGAAAGGUGACACCGCCGUUACCCUCAUACAUGAACAGUGGUCAGUUCGCAUCAUACCUAGCGGGCCUCCGAGAUAGUCGUGCAAACCGUCCUGGAGGGGCGCGACCACAACCGCCAUCGACGAAAUCGCACCAGGAUUCCUCAGAUCGCUUUACGACAGGGCGUCCGUCCCUUGGCGGCAGAUCUGUUCAGUCGGAAACAUCCACCAGCCACCACAUAACAAACUCCGAUACCGCGAAGCCACGAAGCAGCCGGCCUAGUAUUGCCGGGAGCGUGGCCUCUCGCUAUUCUACCAACACCAUUGCUUCUGGAAGGGACUACUACCCGGCGAGAUCAGCAGCUUCCCCUUUGAAGCCGUCCGAAGUUGUACCAAGCGCCACAUACAUCGAGCGCGGUCAGAGAUGGAUGGAGAAAGAAGAAGCCUUCUCGCUUCAUCACGCGAUGGAUGCUAUGGGAAUCAAGGACGACGACAAGGACAACAAAGACAAAGUCGCGGAUGGACAGGAAGACGAAGACGAUUCGCGCCUCUACAAUGCUGCCUUGAACGAGGCUUCAGAACUGGUAUGGCAGCAUCAGCAUGGUGUUGAACCACGCGAACCCGGUGCCCCUUACCAGUACAAGCCACACAUGCGGAAGGACAGCUACGCCCAUGCUCGUACCGCUAGCGCCGGACGAUAUGGCAAUGAUAUCGGUGCCACCGGGCUUGCGAGGGACUCAAUUCGUUCUUUCUCUGGCAGCUCCUCUGGUAGCGACGGGGCUUCUCCUACAGCCAGCGCCCGUGGCAGCAUGGAACAACAGCAACGAAACUCUUCGGCAGGGUCUGGCAAGUCCAAAUCCUACGCUGGAAUCAGUGGAGGUGUCCGUGUCAGUUCUGGUGGCCGUCGCCGCAGCAGCAUGAAACGCAACAUCAGUGGAGAAAUCAAGAGGCCAUUUUCGGGGGAUCAGAUCUGGGAGGAACCCGAAAGCAGUACCCCCGAACUGAACGCAAGACAACCUCGGAAACCAGGCCCACCGCAACCACUGAGUAGUCUCAAGACCAAGAAUGCUCCCAGCAAAGUAGAGUUCGCUGUUGAACCUGCUUCCGAGCCCACCACAUCUCCAAUCACAGCACCAACACAGCCCCUGUCUCGAUUUGACAUCCACAAGAACCCACCAUCGCAGUCUCGCAACCCAACAUACACAUCCAACAGCCCCUUUAACCGCCCACGACCCUCAAAAGACGUCCCCACGAAACAUGGAAUGGAGAUACGCGGUGAUGACAUCCGGCAGGCCACGAGCAUGCGGAUUAGGGACCGCAGCCCGAAGCUCCCUACUCCGUCUGCGGUCAGUGACAGUCCUGGGCGUCCAAUCGUAAGCUUUGAGAAACACUGGAAGGCCCCGGAAGAGGCGACUGAUCCAGAGCCAGAAGAGUCCCGCCGAGUCCCUCCCAGGGUCAAACAAGAGCGGACGGGCCAAGCCCCGCAAUCGCCUAUCCCUACUUUCACAUUUACGCCGGAUGUUCCGUCCCCGGCGCCGUCAUCGCGGUCCUCUCGCACACCGGCCAUCCCAAGUAUUCAGAUAGAUGGAGAUGAUGGGCCCCAGGUGCCUGUCAUUGCCGUCUCGGACCAUAGCCCGGCAAUCCCGACCAUUGUAUUGCCAGGCGAUGAUAGUAACAGCAAUGAGAACAACAUGCCAAACAUACCAAUCAUUGUAACACCGGACGAUGACGAGCAGCCUUCCGUCAGGCCACUGCCAACACCCAACAUCCCAGUCAUAGUGACACCCGAUGGCAACAAUAACCCUUCAGCCAGGCCGUUGCCAGACCCAAAGUCGGUUCAGCCGAGCCACCUCCGCAACGCUCGAGGAGGACGACCCCAGGGUCACUGGUCCCCUGCGCCAGGGGCAUCACGUCGCGCAACAGCAACCUGCCACGAGUGCAGACUUCCCAUCGAGGGUCGCUUCGUCGCUCUAGGUGGCGCCUCAGAGCGAUUCCACCCCCAGUGCUUCAGCUGCUACGCGUGCGGGACCGGCCUCGAGGCGCUCGAGAUCAGCCCGGAGCCCGACAGCUUCCGCAGCGAGCGGCUCGACCGGAUCCGCCGGCGGGCCGCGGGCGAGGUACUCGACGAGCAGCCCGGGCAGACGAUGGCCGAGGACGGCGACGAGCGGCUGCGCUUCUACUGCCACCUGGACUGGCACGAGCUGUUCGCCCCCCGCUGCAAGCACUGCAAGACCCCCAUCCUGGGCGAGCACGUGGUGGCGCUGGGCGCGCACUGGCACUACGGGCACUUCUUCUGCGCCGAGUGCGGCGACCCGUUCGAGCGCGGCACCACGCACAUCGAGAAGGACGGCUACGCCUGGUGCGUCGGGUGCCAGACGCGGCGCACGGAGCGGCGCGCGCCCAAGUGUAAAGCCUGCCGUGUUGCGGUUAUCGGGCAGUAUGUCGUUGCCCUUGGCGGCGAGUGGCAUGACGAGUGUUUCCGCUGUGCUGGGUGCCGCGGCGGCUUUGAUGAUGGCCAGAUCUUCCCUGUUGAGGAUUACCAGGGCCGCGGGCUUAGUGUGGUGCUUUGUACUGGGUGUCGGGCUGCGGAGCUGAAGAUGUGA
This is a messenger RNA of Anthostomella pinea, 2619 nucleotides long. Lineage: Eukaryota; Fungi; Ascomycota; Sordariomycetes; Xylariales; Xylariaceae. The record is from the annotation of a GenBank genome assembly.